Molecule: messenger RNA, 1741 nt
Organism: Chenopodium quinoa (quinoa)
Lineage: Eukaryota; Viridiplantae; Streptophyta; Magnoliopsida; Caryophyllales; Amaranthaceae
Exons: 9
Coding region: 586-1362 (258 amino acids)
Source: RefSeq, a predicted model, not a curated record
UCUAAUGCAACGAGGAAAGGGGAGGAAAUUGAAAGGAUCCAUUUUCCUUCCACUUUUAAUAAAUCAAAUCCCUUCAUUGUUGGAGAGAUUUGAAAGGAAAAUAAAAGGUCUCCCUUCCCUCCCCUCCCCUCCCCUCCCUUUGCCUUCCUCCUUCUUCCUUUCCCUCCCUUUCCCUUCACUAUUGUUAUCUAAACAUUUUGUUAAUGUUUUAAAUACAAGUAUUAGCAUUAAACCUUUUGAUACACCCUUUUCCCCUCAUUUCAGUUUUCCUCAUCUCCCGCUAACGAAUGGAGAGAGAAAGAGACGCAAACUGAAGAAGAGCAGCCCAUCAGCAAACAAAUUCGGUUAAAAAAAAUCCAAACUUCUCCAAUAAUUAUUUAAUACUUAUACUAUAUAUUACUCGUAGUACUCUAAUGUCGUCACGAAAUUCCAUAAUAAUCAAUUCAUACAUUUGAUAACUCCCACCUUAAGCCUUCUUCUCCAUCUCGAGAUUCCAUUAAUAAUUUCAAUUCAACCAUCAGAUAAAAGUUGGAGUAGAAAUAUUGCUAAUUUUAGGAGAGAGAAAAUAUUACCCAAAAAAAAAAAAUGGCAAAUUGGGAGUUGAAGAAAUGUUGCAAUCAUGAACAAGUUGUUUUCUUGACUACCACAGCUGUCUGUACUGUUGUCAUUCUUGCUCUAUGGAGAACGGUGCUACUGAUGCCUUUCAAGCUCGUGACAGUCUUUCUUCAUGAAGCAAGCCAUGCCAUUGCUUGUAAACUCACUUGUGGCCAUGUUGAGGAGAUGCAAGUACAUGCGAAUGAAGGUGGUAUGACGACAACACGUGGUGGUGUUUAUUGGUUUAUCUUGCCUGCUGGAUAUCUUGGCUCAUCAUUCUGGGGAAUGGCUUUAAUACUUGCAUCGAAAAAUCUUUUGACUGCCAGAAUUGCUGCAGGAUGUUUAGCCCUUGCUCUAUUUAUUGUUCUUUUUGUUGCCAAAAAUUGGACACUACGUGGACUAUGUGUUGGGUUUAUUAUUGUUCUUGCUGUAAUCUGGGUCCUGCAAGAAACAACAAAAAUACACAUCCUCCGUUAUAUGAUUAUGUUCAUUGGUAUAAUGAACAGCCUGUUCUCUGUUUACGAUAUAUACGGUGAUUUAAUCUCCCGAAGGGAACACACUAGUGAUGCAGAGAAGUUUGCUGAAGAAUGUCCUUGCUUCUGCAAUGGUGUGGGAUGGGGUAUUAUUUGGGGAAUUAUAUCGUUUAUGUUUCUAUGUAUAUCCAUGUACUUAGGCCUCGUAAUCCUCUCUUCUGGUAUUCUACUAUACCUUCCAUUUGAGCUCAGUUUUCCAAUUAGAUUAAGUUCUGCAACCUUGAUCUUUUCCUGACUUCUGGCAGCUUAAGGAGAAUCAGAUUGCUGCAAUGCCACAGCUCACAUACCGAAUCAACAGCUUUGUUUAAAGGCUUAUUACAGCUACAAUUCAAUACAUCAUUCCCGCUGCACACCUCGAAUGUCUCAUUUUUUUUCAACCCUUCUGUUUUGAUUGGGUUGAAGCCUAUAAUACCAUUAUAAUACUUUGGUGGUUAUUCUUUUACAGCUGAUUCGUCAUAUAAUAUCGGUAUACGGUGCUUUCUAGAGAAGAUCAGAAUUGUAUUACAAGUACUAAGUAAUAAUAUUUUGAACUCAAAUUAAAUACGAUGUAUAUGCUCAGUUUCAGACUCAUAGCAGAUUGAAUAUAUGGUGCUUCCUAGAGCAGAUUCCUUUGA